Messenger RNA from Strongylus vulgaris, 720 nucleotides. Lineage: Eukaryota; Metazoa; Nematoda; Chromadorea; Rhabditida; Strongylidae. The record is from the annotation of a GenBank genome assembly.
UUGGCAUAUGACUAUUUUCAGGUAGUGGAUGAAUUCACUACAAAACGCGUUCUGACGGCGGAAUAUGUCGUUGGAAAACCUGUCGAUAAAUGUUUGAACGAACCUCAGGUCGUUCGUGACUACAUCGCAGCGAAGUUCAUUGAACUAUGUCUUCACGAGGUUUUCAUUUGGAGAUUUAUGCAAACAGAUCCGAACUGGUCAAACUUCUUCCUUGGAGUACAUCCAGCAACAGGUGAGCCACGGAUGGUUCUAUUAGAUUUUGGUGCAUCUCGUUCGUAUAACAAGAAAUUUGUUGAUCAGUACAUGAAAGUGAUCAAAGCUGCAGCAGAUAAAGAUAAGGAGAAAGUUAUCGAAUACUCAAAAGAAAUUGGUUUUUUGACGGGUUACGAAACUGGUGUUAUGAAGAAAGCGCAUGCUGAAUCGGUACUUAUAUUAGGAGAGACGCUGGCGGGCAACCGUCCCUAUGACUUCUCCCGUCAAAAUGUUACGAAACGGAUCACUCGUCUGAUCCCUAUAAUGUUGGAGCACAGAUUGACAUCGCCUCCAGAAGAGAUAUACUCGCUACAUCGUAAACUUUCGGGCUCCUACCUCCUGGCCACUAAGCUCAAGGCUGUAGUAUCGUGCGGCGGACUUUUCAACGAAAUUUAUAGUAAGUAUGAAUUUGGCGAGGAUGGGAAAGAUAUCGACAUCGACUCACCUGCAGCUGCAUCAGAAAUAUAA